This is a messenger RNA of Gracilinanus agilis (Agile Gracile Mouse Opossum), 1811 nucleotides long. It is a transcript of the gene VRK2, whose product is annotated as VRK serine/threonine kinase 2. Lineage: Eukaryota; Metazoa; Chordata; Mammalia; Didelphimorphia; Didelphidae. The coding region runs from base 83 to 1633 and encodes 516 amino acids. Gene Ontology annotation, molecular function: ATP binding; protein serine/threonine kinase activity. The record is from RefSeq and is a predicted model, not a curated record. Gene Ontology annotation, biological process: peptidyl-serine phosphorylation; signal transduction. The transcript is spliced from 13 exons. Gene Ontology annotation, cellular component: cytoplasm; nucleus.
CCUUGAGAGGCUGGCAGCCCUGGAAGAUCCCGGAAGCCAGCCGCUGCCUAGCUUAGGGUGGAAUACUGAAGCAACCGGAGCAAUGGCCCCCAAAAAACAAGAAAAAGCCAAACUUCCUGUUCCCCUUCCAGAAGGCAUGAUUCUGAAAGACACAGAAGGAAAAACAUGGCAGUUGGGUAAAAUGAUUGGUUCUGGAGGGUUUGGAUUAAUAUAUUUAGCUUCUCCAUGUCCGAAUAAACAAGUCCGAGAUGAAGAUGCUCUUUAUGUUAUAAAAGUGGAAUAUCAAGAAAAUGGUCCACUCUUUUCAGAAUUGAAAUUUUAUCAGAGAGCUGCGAAGCAAGACUGUAUCAAAAGAUGGUUGGCAUUCAAAAAACUUGAUUUUUUAGGAAUUCCUCGGUUCUGGGGAUCAGGUUUGGCUGAACACAAUGGAAAAAGCUACAGAUUCAUGGUUAUGGAAAGACUAGGAAUGGACUUACAGAAGAUCUUUGCCCAGAGAGGCAGAUUUCAAAGGGAAACUGUCCUACAGUUGGGUGUGCGGAUGUUAGAUGUGUUGGAAUAUAUACAUGAAAAUGAAUAUGUGCAUGGUGAUAUUAAAGCAGCAAAUCUACUCCUGGGCUAUAGAAAUCCCCAUCAGGUUUAUCUUGCAGAUUAUGGACUUUCCUACAGAUAUUGUCCCAAUGGGAACCACAAACAGUAUCAGGAAAAUCCUAGAAAGGGCCAUAAUGGGACAGUAGAGUUUACCAGCUUAGAUGCCCACAAGGGAGUAGCCCCAUCUAGACGAGGCGACCUUGAAAUCCUCGGCUACUGCAUGCUGCAAUGGCUUUGUGGGAAACUGCCCUGGGAACAGAACCUGAGAGACCCCGUGGCCGUCCAGACUGCUAAAACAAAUCUUCUAGAUGAGCUCCCCAAUUCAGUGAUGAAGUGGAAUCCUUCUGGAAACAGCUGCCGUGAAAUUGCCCAGUUUUUGGCAUAUGCCAAUGGUUUAGCAUAUGAUGAAAAGCCCAAGUAUGAAAUACUAAAGAAAAUUCUGUUGGAUGGAUUAGAAUCAAGUGGAAUACUCCACAAAGAGCUCCUGGAAUUUUCUACUGCUGGACAUAUCAGGAAUCUAGAGACGGCUUCUUCUAAAAAGCAAAAAGUUAAUGCACAGAAGCCUAUCACAGAACAAAUCAACCAAGUACAAAAGAAGUUAAAAGAUGAGAGAAUUGCUGGGUCUCAUGUUAUCCAGAGACAAGCACAAAAAGAGGAGAAACUGGCUGGAUUGACUAACAGUGAAACAGCUCAGGAAAGCACAGUGAGAAGAAACAAAUAUCAGCACCAUCAAGAAUUUUUAUCAGGGGUAAAAGAACUCCCCAGGAAAACCAGCUAUGAGGAUUUUUCAAGCUCAUUUUGUGGACAACAUCAAGAUUUUCCCAGCCUGGGCAUAUCGAGGAAACACUCAUCUUCUUAUUCUUAUGAUGUUCCUACUCACCUCAAUGCCAAGGUUACGAACUUCAAAAAAUAUGAAACAACAGGGUUUUGGUCCACUAUUUCCCAGCUUACACUCAGUGAAGAGACUAAGGCAGAUGUUUUCCACUAUGGUUUAACCAUAUUUUUUCUUUUGAUUUUAGUCGUUCUUUCUUUGUAUUUUCUCUGAAGAUAGCAGCUUAAAUUCCUUCUGGUUAUUUUCUUAAUUUCUUCUUCUUUACCGAAGAAAUGUUUCAAGUUCUUAUUUCAGGGUUUCCUUCCAGACAUUUUCAAUGUAAUUGGCUUGGAAGAGGGAGAAUACUUUUUAAGUACGUAAGAACUUGGAAAAAUAAAACCUCUGAAUCAUA